AUGGCCGGCGACGGCGCCGGCGCGGCCGGGCUGCUCCUCCUCCUGGCCCUGGCCGCCCUCGUCGCGGCGGCGGCGGCGGCGUCCGAGGGCGACGUGCUGCUGGCGCUCCGGGCGACCCUGCGCGGGCCAUCCGGCGACCGCCCCCCGGCGCCGCUCGACCAGUGGGUCUCCUCCGCCAGCACCGGCCCGUGCCAGGACCCGAUCUGGUACGCGGUAAAGUGCUCCUCCAACAAGGUGCUCGGCAUCCGCCUGGAGUACCUCGGCCUCCAGGGCAACGCCCCCGACAUGGCCCCGCUCGCGGCCCUCACGUCCCUCCGCGUGCUCAGCUUCGCCAACAACAACCUCACCGGCCCGUUCCCGCCCGGGCUCACCGAGCUCCCGGCGCUCAAGAUGCUCUACCUCUCCCGGAACCGCCUCAGCGGCGAAAUCCCCGGCGACACCUUCGAAGCCAUGAUGGGGCUCAGGAAGCUCUUCCUCGCCGACAACGCCUUCACGGGCGCCAUCCCGGACACCAUCACCUCGCCCAAGCUGCUCGUGGUGCAGCUCGCCAGGAACCGCUUCCAGGGCAACAUCCCGGACUUCGACCAGAAGGACCUCCAGCUCUUCGACGUCUCCCACAACCGACUCUCCGGCCCCAUCCCGCAAGGCCUCCGGCGGUUCAAGGCCGCCUCGUUCGAAGGCAACACGGACCUCUGCGGCGCGCCGCUCGACGUUGCGUGCCCUCCAUCGGCGCUUCUCGGCGCUUCAGAUUCGUCAGACUCAUCAGACAGCAUGAGGGUCCUCAUGAUCAUCGCCAUCGCGGUGGUGGCAUUCGGCGGCCUCCUCGCCAUCAUCGGCAUAAUCACGGCGCUCGUCUCCCGCCGCAAGGACAACGACGAGCCGGCCGACGCCACUGAGACACCCGGCGAUGGAGGCGGCAUUGCCAAGAUGCAGUCUACCGCCGACAAGUCCAUCAAGAUCGCACAGGCUGACUCGGAGCAGCGCGGCGUGGUGGCGCCGGUGCCGUCCAAGCGCGGAGGGCGGCGCGACGGGCUGGUGUUCCUCCAGGAGGGCCGGGAGCGGUUCGAGCUGGAGGACCUGCUCCGGGCGUCGGCGGAGGUGCUCGGCAGCGGCAACUUCGGCGCGUCGUACAAGGCGACCCUGGUUGACGGGAAGCCCAUGGUGGUGAAGCGGUUCAAGGAGAUGAACGGCGCCGGGCGGGCGGACUUCAACGAGCACAUGCGACGCCUCGGCCGUCUCGUCCACCCCAACCUCCUCCCCGUCGUCGCCUACCUCUACAAGAAGGACGAGAAGCUGUUCGUCACGGAGCACAUGGUCAACGGCGGCCUGGCUCAAAUCCUCCAUGGCGGAGCGACGUCGAGCCUGCCGCGGCUGGACUGGCCGGCGCGGCUGAAGAUCAUCAAGGGGGUGGCGCGCGGGCUGGCGUACCUGUACGAGGAGCUGCCAAUGCUCACCGUGCCGCACGGGCACCUCAAGUCCUCCAACGUGCUCCUGAACGCCGACCUGGAGCCCAUCCUGAGCGACUACGCGCUGGUGCCCGUGGUGACGCCGAGCCACGCGUCGCAGGUGAUGGUGGCGUACAAGGCGCCCGAGUGCACGGCGGCGGGGCGGGCGAGCAAGAAGAGCGACGUGUGGACGCUGGGCAUCCUGGUGCUGGAGCUGCUGACCGGCCGGUUCCCGACCAACUACCUCCGGAAGGGGCGGGAGGGCACGACGGACCUGGCCGGCUGGGUGCACUCGGUGGUGCGGGAGGAGUGGACCGGCGAGGUGUUCGACAAGGACAUGCGCGACACCCGCAGCGCCGAGGGCGAGAUGGUGAAGCUGCUCAAGGUCGGGCUCGGCUGCUGCGACACCGACGUCGCCGUGCGCUGGGACAUCAAGGAGGCGCUGGCGCGCAUCGAGGAGGUCCGCGAGCGCGACCCCGCCGACGACAGCAGCACCGCCUCGUCCUACCUCAGCGACGGCGGCGGCGCCGGCGCCGCCAGCGACCACCCGCACUCCCUCUCGACGUAA
Molecule: messenger RNA, 2013 nt
Organism: Triticum turgidum subsp. durum (durum wheat)
Lineage: Eukaryota; Viridiplantae; Streptophyta; Magnoliopsida; Poales; Poaceae
Source: the annotation of a GenBank genome assembly